AUAAUAACCUGCAGAGUGCGCGCAGACUGCAGCGCACAAGUGAAGUGACACAAGCUAAGCGUACGCGACAAUAACUUCCUCCUGGUUCUUGCAAGAGUUGAGCAGCUAGCGACGGCACAGAGAUGGCGAAGCGGCCGUCGAGCAAACGGAGCUUCAGGCUGCCGUUCAUGUGCGGGCAGUCGGACGUGGCCAGCCCGAGGGGCGCGGCUGUCAAGCGGCCGUCGUCGUCGUCGUCCUCGUCACUCGGCAGGGGGUCCAGGUCCGGGUCUAGCUCCGCCUCCAGCUCCAGCAGCAGGCACGGCGAGCUGCAGCGGAUCUUCCAGCACUUCGACCGGGACAACGACGGCAAGAUCUCCGGCGCCGAGCUGCGCGCCUUCUUCGUGUCCAUGGGCGACGACAUGCCGCCGUCGUACGGCGACGGUGGCUACAUGCUGGACUUCGCCGGCUUCGUGGCGCUGAUGGAGAGGGAGGGCGGCCAGGAGGAGGACCUGCGCAGGGCGUUCGACGUGUUCAACGCCGUGGAGUCCGCGGGCAGGAUCACGGCCAGGGGCCUGCAGAGGGUGCUCGCCCAGCUCGGGGACAAGCGUUCCGUCGCCGACUGCGAGGCCAUGAUUCGGGCCUACGACGUCGACGGCGACGGUGGCCUCGACUUCCACGAGUUCCAGAGGAUGAUGAGCUAACUGAUUCCGGCUUACGUUGUGGGUUUCGCCUUCAGAGCGUUGAGAGGUCUGCAUCCAGAUGAGGCAAUGCAAUUUGCUGCAGGGCAAAUGCGUCAUCUACUUGGAUGCUGCUGCUUGCCUGAAGCAAUUUGCUGCUUCAUCUUGUGUUGUUCGGUGUGUCACACCAGUGAAUCAGUUACGUUACAGUUUAUUCUUUUUUAAGAGAAAAUUAGUUCGGUAGAAGAUCAUGGGAAUCCUUUAAUACCUUUCAUGAAAUACUACCGAAGGCUUGUUCAGUUGUGUUUGGAUUGAAGAAGAUUGAGAGGAUUAAAU
Molecule: messenger RNA, 992 nt
Organism: Zea mays
Lineage: Eukaryota; Viridiplantae; Streptophyta; Magnoliopsida; Poales; Poaceae
Product: calmodulin-like protein 41
Exons: 1
Coding region: 123-680 (185 amino acids)
Molecular function (GO): calcium ion binding
Source: RefSeq, marked validated